Schistocerca americana (American grasshopper) is the source of this 1629-nucleotide messenger RNA. RefSeq names its product zinc finger protein hangover-like. Lineage: Eukaryota; Metazoa; Arthropoda; Insecta; Orthoptera; Acrididae. The record is from RefSeq and is a predicted model, not a curated record. The coding region runs from base 1 to 1410 and encodes 469 amino acids. The transcript has 7 exons.
AUGGGGCCAGCAAGAGGGAUGUCAGCGGACCGGUAUUGGGCAAGUGUGUUAGGCGGCGUCGGCGCAGCAGCCGCCGCCGCCGCCGCAGCCGCAGCCUCCGAAGAAACGGCCGCCUCGGCGGACUACACAGCGCCGGGUGAGCAAGCGCAGCCGCUGCAGUACGACGACGCGGAGGCAGACGCCGAAGCGGACAGCCAGGCGGAGGCGGAGUCCGCCGAGGAGGCGGCGGAGGCCGUGCCCGACGCGUCGGAGGUGCGCCCGGAGGCGGUCGCGGCGCCGCCCCCCGCCGUCCAGGAGCCGGUCGGCGCCGGCGGCGACGACGACGACGAUGACGACGACGACGAUGACGACGACGACCUGGGCGUCGGCGACCUCGACGAGGACGACGACGACGACGAUGACGACGACGAUGACGAAGACGACGACGAAGACGACGACGAUCUGGACGUCACCGACGACGUCAUCGAGGCGAAGAGAUCACGAGCGAUGGAUGGUAACAAUGCUGUUCCACCUAUUUAUAUAACUAAGUACAAUCGUUUUGUGGAUAAUAUCUUAGAUCGAAUAAAUCAGGUUCUGCGGAAGAGUUAUGAUCCAGUUAAUGUACGUUUACAUUCAAACAACAACACCAAGAAAAAUGGCACAGCAAGUAGUAGUAAUAAAAAGAAAAAUGGCAACAAAAAGAAGAAUAACAGUGUUCGCAGACCAACUAGUGGGCAACGAAAACCACAUAUUACAGGCAGAAAAAGCAACAAUGCAACAGUACCUGAUGAAUCACUGAAAACAUCAAUGGUUGCUGUGUCAGAACAGCUGAAGGACUACCAACAAACUAUCACAGCGACUGUAGAAUCAACAAGGUUACAGACCAAUGUACUAGCAAGCACUGUGAGACCAACAUUAAGCAGCCGAGCAAGACCACCUCAGAAGAAAAAGCAACCACAGACAGCACAGAAGGCAGGAAAUAAGACUAACAAUAAGACUAAAUCCAACAGACCUCCAACACGUGCAACUCUCUAUGGCCUUGCUUCCAUAAAACGUGAUGGAGAUGUAACAGUCAACAUGAUGAGCUCUCACACAACCAUAAAAUCACGAUUCAGUCUGGGACCUCUGAUGCUUAAAGUUGAACGAGAAUUUGGGAGAGGAGCCAAGAAAGACAUUCGUAGUGCUGUUGCCACAACAACAGAAAUGUCCGGAAAAUUAAAUUUGAGGAUAAUGAAUGGUGGCGCAGCAACUCUGCAUUCAAUCAGGGUACUUCAACCAAAACAGGUACGAGUUGAGAGUGCUGAUAACCAUGAUAAGACUCGUGAAUUUAUUUGGCGCCGUUCCAGUCACAUUGCUCAUCUUGUAUCACAGAAGUUAACACGAGCAGCCAAAUCUAUGCUCCAACCACCGCCUACAGUUGUUAAGUCCUGAAAUGAUUAUAAUGAUUCUCUGAAAUAAGCAUUGUACCUGCUCACUCAGUGCAAAUGAGGCCUGGUUAUAUUAACCAGCUCUAAUGUGUUGCAUUUUAUUUUGUACACUGAAAUCAGUUCAGGACUAAAUGUGUCAUGUGUUUCUAUUUAUUUAUUUAUUUAUUGUGUUAUGUGUUUCUAUUUAUUUAUUUAUCUAUUUAUUUAUAUACUAUUUGUAAAA